AGUCAUUCUCACUACUGUCAUCCAAAACGCAUCCCAUUUUCUUUUGUUUUCAUCGGAAGUUCACAAAAGAUUCAGCUGUUCGUGCAACACCACGGCCUUCAACUACUCGUCGGACGGCGAGCGGACAGUGCGGUGUAUGGUAAAAGUGAUAGCAAACAGUGAUUAUUCGAUUCCUAAACCCUUUUUGCCUUACGAAUGAAAAGUAUGCGAGUGUGGGUCUAAUCGCAUCAUAACAGUGCGUCGGCUCAGCAUCGGAUCCGUAGGAGUAGCAUGGUCAGUCUGCUACGGAACUUUACAUCAAACUCAGAAGGACGCUUCUUUGAUGAAUCAUCGAGAAUGGACGACAGCAGAACGAUGCUCGAUCCCAUUCUGGCCACGGAAGAUGACGACAGCUUCCGGCCGCUCCGUACUGUCCCAGCUUUCAGCAUCCACCUCCUGCUAUCCAGCUGCAUUUCCUUGACUGGAAUAAUUCUAGCGGCCACAUGGGAGGACAGUCGACGGUGCGAGGCAUACUUUAUAAUGCUUUAUUUGCGCGCUGCGUUUUGGAUUAUCACUUAUCUGUUUGAUCACAUCGUAAGGGUUCAUCAUGAAAAGUUGCGGUUGAACGGUUAUCAUGAUUUCCAUCGUGCCACCGAACAGCACAAGGGCAUCCCGCUGCAGGUUGUGUCCCUGUGGAACACGUUCCUGCUCGCAAUCCAAACGUUGAUUCAACACUACUACGGUGACGCCUUCGGGGAGAAGUGCGUUGCGAUCGGGCUGCUGUCACCGAUCAUCUACAUUUCCGCCUUUUCUGGCCUGGAAACGAUUGUCCUGUGCAUCGUGAACGGAAGCUACAUCGCUGCUGUACGACGCUUCAAUCGCACCGCUUCACCGCCAGACGCAUUGCAGGAUAAUCGGGGCUUCAGUGGUGGUUCGCUGGGGCUUACCCAACGUGGCCUUAGUACUGCCGAGCUGCUGGAGAAACAAGCCGAUCUGAUCAAGUACUUGAAAGAUCAUAACUUGAAGCUGAAUCAAAAGAUAAUGCAAAUGAAUGCGCAGGUCCGAACGGUCACGUAUCCCGGAUAAGGCAAAACGUGUGAUUCGGUAGUAGGGAACAUUAGAACAGGGUAAAUGAAUGGUGCGGUUUUGUUUGUGAUUUCACGGUGUAUUCGGCAACUCGAAACCACAUUGGACUGAAGCUCGUAAAAUUGUCUUACUUUUGGAAAAUGUGCUCCUCUGGUUAGAAUAGCGUGCUGAUAGAGUGAAAGAGAGUGCAAGAGAGCACCCAGCAAUUCUUUGUUUUCCAAAGUAUAUUCUUUGAUUUUGUGUUUUCAAUCAAGUGUUUCCAAUGCUAGAGGAAAUGCAAUACAUUUUCCCACAUUUGUAUUUAAGAAUAAAUUCCUCUUGGAAUGAGUGAUACAAAAAAAAAAGUCGUUUAAUAAAUACUUACGAUUUAUUGCAAACUGAAGCAACGCAAA
This is a messenger RNA of Anopheles stephensi (Asian malaria mosquito), 1457 nucleotides long. RefSeq names its product transmembrane protein 192-like. The record is from RefSeq and is a predicted model, not a curated record. Gene Ontology annotation, cellular component: lysosomal membrane; late endosome. Lineage: Eukaryota; Metazoa; Arthropoda; Insecta; Diptera; Culicidae. The transcript has 6 exons. The coding region runs from base 271 to 1065 and encodes 264 amino acids.